This is a messenger RNA of Striga asiatica, 2600 nucleotides long. The record is from the annotation of a GenBank genome assembly. NCBI's taxonomy places the organism in Eukaryota, Viridiplantae, Streptophyta, Magnoliopsida, Lamiales, Orobanchaceae.
AAUGAAUACACCCCAAUUUUAAAAUUAAGAAUAUUGGUGGGAAAAGGAUGAAUGAUUGAUUGAAGCUUGAGAAUGAGUUUACUUUCUAGUACGAGUUUUCUUGGAUUGAGAUGGGAUCAGCUAAAGCAACAUACACGGCAGCUUAUCGUUUACUCAGACGCUCUUCGAGAAACCUAUUUGAUCGUCGAGCGGAUUCUAAAUUCUUCCCACCAAUUCGUUCCUCCGCUCCAGGUCUCAAUGAUAACUCUAUUCCAACUCGUGAGUUGUCCGAACAGGAUGUUUACUAUCACAAAACAAUUGUUUCAAUGCGAAGUAACUCAAUAAGAGGUUUUAGAAUUGGUAUCCCCAAUUCCUGCCCAGAAGUUCGUGGUCUUGCUUCUCAAUUUAAUUACAGAGGUCAUGCUUCCAUGGCGUCAACACCCGCUCGAAAUCAGUCAUUUUCCGCGAUUAGUUGUGAUGAUAUAAACUACUUUAAGAAGAUUUUGGGCGAGAAAGGUGUGGUUCAGGAAGAGGCAAAGCUGGAUGAUGCAAACACGGAUUGGAUGCGAAAGUUCAAGGGCUCAAGCAAGCUUAUGUUACAACCAAGAAGCACCCAAGAGGUUGAUAUGUCAGUGGGUCCAUACGUCCUUACAGAAGCUGAGAGGCGUGAUCCUUGUGGCAAUGUUUCUCAGAUACUUACUUACUGUAAUUCCAGAUGCCUGGCUGUUGUACCACAAGGUGGAAAUACAGGUCUUGUUGGAGGGAGUGUCCCUGUGUUUGAUGAGGUGAUUAUCAACUUAAGCUUUAUGAAUGAAAUCAUAUCCUUCGACAAGGCUAGUGGUAUACUGGUGCUAAAGGAAGCUGUCAAAUUGGGGGCAAUGUCUCAACUAAUGCUGGGGGCUUACGCCUUAUCCGUUACGGUUCACUUCAUGGAAGUGUUCUUGUUGACUCCACUUUUAUCUGUCAUUUCAGGUCUUGAAGUUGUUUUAGCAAAUGGUAAUGUGCUUGAUAUUCUUGGGACCUUACGCAAAGACAACACAGGAUAUGACUUGAAGCAUUUGUUUAUUGGGAGUGAGGGGUCUUUGGGAAUUGUAACAAAGGUUUCCAUACUCACCCCUCCUAAAUUGCCUUCAAUAAAUCUAGCUUUCCUUGCUUGUGAAGAUUAUACCAGCUGUCAGGUUUUGAAGCAUUUAGACGGCCUACGUGAUCCAUUGCCCUCCUCGAGGCAUAACUUCUACGUUCUGAUUGAGACCACAGGCAGCAUGGAAUCUCAUGACAAGUAACCUUCUUUGUGUUUGCUAUUAAUCAUCGUUUAUGUUUUUAAAUAUUUGAUGAUUUAUCUUGUGCAUUCUUUUGCAAUUUUUGCAAUCACGGAAAGAGUUGGAUUUGCCGAUUUGUUCUGAUUUGAGUCAUGGAUAUAUAUUGUUUGGACCAAAAUCAUUGGUGUUGAGAGUUGUAAAUAGUUAAAGGAUAGAAAUGUUGCUAGAUGAUUCACGGUAUGUACAGUUUGUCUCGGCCAACCUCACUUUUCUUAUGCCAGCAGAUGGCUUUUUCCCACCUUUUCUUCCCUUCAUCUGCCUUCUUAAAAUUUUGAUGGCCCACGAUAACAAUCAACGUAAUUAUAAUAGAAUAGCCAAUUAUUAUUAUUAAUUAUAUUUAUUGGUGGUCCUCAAUUCGGUGAUAAUGAUUCCAUUCACGAUGGCGCACCAAAUAGCAUAUAAGAAUGCUAACUUUACUUUGUUAUUGAUGAUAAAUUUUUUCUCAAUAUCCCCACCAUCUGUUCCUGAACGACUAGGGAGAAGCUCGAGUCAUUCCUUCUUCAGUGUAUGGAAAGUGGAUUGUUGAAGGAUGGAGUUAUAGCACAAGAUGUAAAUCAAGCAUCGUCAUUUUGGCGAAUACGCGAGGGAAUAUCUGAAGCUUUACUGAAAGCAGGUGCUGUAUAUAAAUAUGACUUGUCUCUGCCUCCAGAAAAGAUGUAUGAUCUUGUUGAGGAAAUACGUGGGCAACUUGGUAAUGAAGCAAAUGUAGUGGCUUAUGGUCACCUUGGAGAUGGCAACUUGCAUCUCAAUAUUUCAGCUCAACAAUACGAUGACAAUUUAUUAUCGAAAAUCGAACCAUUUGUGUACGAGUGGACAUCUAAGCAGAGGGGGAGCAUUAGUGCCGAACAUGGUCUUGGACUGGUGAAAGCGGAUAAAAUUCAUUACAGUAAGUCUGCUGAAACGGUGCAAGUAAUGGCUGCCAUAAAGAAGCUACUCGAUCCUAACGGCAUACUCAACCCGUACAAAGUUCUUCCAGGUUCAAUAUUAUCACAAAGUUGAGGUUAUCACACAAAAGAAGCUUGAUUCGUGUGGCACAAUUGACGACCUGAAUAUGGCAAGUCAUAUCUGAACUGACUAAUAGUCCAUUCAUUUCCUGGUCUGUUGCGAGGCCAUUUGUUGUUGUAUACAGUUUUCUAUUAACUUGAAGUCUUCUCCUAAAAUAAGAGACACAAUCACAAGCAGAAAUAAAAGCACAUAAGUUCCAUUGCUUCACACAUCAAAACCUUAAAAGAAUACUAGUAGAGUACAACAGUGUGUUACACGAGUGCUAAUAAAAAAAUUAUACACUUAUAUUGAUUGAGA